ACGAAGACGGGGAACAGACGCCAUUUCCGGCCGUGACGUCCCAGGAAGUGAACGUGGGCGCCCGCCUUGCGGCUUCUUGUUUGGGCAAACGGCGAACGUGCGCCGCGACAUUUAGCUCGCCAUGUCCGCGAAGUACGCGACGCCACUGUACGCUCACGCGGCACGGGGACACUUCCGCGAUGUCUACGAGCCGUCGGAGGAUUCCUUCCUGCUCAUGGACGCGCUGGAAAAGGAUGUUGACGAGCUCCGGAAGAUGCGGCCGCGCGUGUGCGUGGAGGUCGGCAGCGGCUCCGGCGCGGUUUCCGCGUUCCUGGCGUCCCUGCUCGGACCCUCGGCGAUCUAUUUAUGCACGGACGUGAAUCGGGCAGCGGCGCUGUGCACGGCCAAGACGGCAUCACGCAACGGCGUGUCGCUCGAGCCCGUCGUCACCGACCUGGUGGAAUGUCUCCUGCCGCGGUUGAGCGGACAAGUGGACGUGCUCCUGUUCAACCCUCCAUAUGUGGUCACGCCAUCCAGUGAGGUGGGAAGCACGGGAAUUGAAGCCGCUUGGGCCGGCGGCAGGCGGGGCCGCGAGGUCACCGACAGAUUUUUACCGGUCGUAUCCGAGUUGCUGUCCAGUCGAGGGCUGUUCUACUUGGUCGCGAUAGCAGAGAACGAUCCGGAGGAGAUGAUCCAGUCACUGAGUGGAUACGGGCUGGAGGGAAAGCCACGCUUGCUGACCAGAGCCGGAAACGAGAGGCUGAGCGUCCUGCGCUUCCACCGGCGCCAACGUCACAGCCCCAGUACUGAGGCGCAUGGAAACCGCUUCAAAGCGCGAAGCAAAAAAGAAAUGCACGCGUCUUUCGCCGCACAGCCCCGCUCUCCAUUUCCCAUUCACCCGAGUUGCUGAUUUUGCCGCAGUCCAGCGUCCCGGCGUUGCCCGGCGCCACCAGGACUUGCCGGACGUGCGGCGACUGGGCCAGCUUCCACGCCAGGGCGUGCUCCCGCCCUCCUCCGCCAACCACCAGCACCCGUUCAGCCAUGGCACCUGCCAGAUGGGAAAAUGACCUUUCACAA
This is a messenger RNA of Phycodurus eques (leafy seadragon), 1056 nucleotides long. RefSeq names its product N-6 adenine-specific DNA methyltransferase 1 (gene hemk2). The transcript is spliced from 7 exons. Gene Ontology annotation, cellular component: eRF1 methyltransferase complex. The record is from RefSeq and is a predicted model, not a curated record. NCBI's taxonomy places the organism in Eukaryota, Metazoa, Chordata, Actinopteri, Syngnathiformes, Syngnathidae. Gene Ontology annotation, biological process: methylation. Gene Ontology annotation, molecular function: nucleic acid binding; S-adenosylmethionine-dependent methyltransferase activity; protein methyltransferase activity. The coding region runs from base 122 to 889 and encodes 255 amino acids.